UCUCAUACAAAUUAAUCAUAACCACAUUUCUCUCCCUUUCUUUAUUUUCUCACGUAUCCACGCUAACUAGCAUGGGGAGAUCACCUUGUUGUGACAAAAAUGGCCUCAAGAAAGGACCCUGGACACCAGAGGAAGACCAUAAACUCAUCGAUUACAUUCAGAAACAUGGCUACGGCAAUUGGAGAAUACUCCCAAAGAAUGCUGGGUUGCAAAGGUGUGGAAAGAGUUGCAGACUUCGUUGGACAAACUAUCUCCGACCAGACAUAAAGCGAGGUCGGUUCAGUUUUGAAGAGGAGGAGGCUAUAAUACAGCUACAUAGCAUUCUUGGGAACAAGUGGUCAGCUAUUGCUUCUCGCUUGCCCGGAAGAACAGACAAUGAAAUCAAGAAUUACUGGAAUACACACAUUAGAAAAAGGCUUCUAAGGAUGGGAGUUGAUCCUGUGACACAUAGGCCAAGGCUUGAUCUAUUGGACCUCUCUUCCAUCCUAAGUUCAUCCUUCUAUGGUUCAAGUUCCACACAAAUGAACAUGCAAAGACUAUUUGGCACACACACACUGGUGAACCCCCAGCUUCUAAAGUUGGCCUCGUCACUCUUUUCCUCUCACCAAGGUGAACACCUCAACAUGUGUGCACAAAACGGUGAAGAGAAUCAGCUUUGUGAUCCACAAACUCAGAACCAAAUCCCACACUUGGUACAGAAUCAGGACUUGACUCAAGAAGCAUGUGAAACAGCUUGCAGCACGAUGAAUAUUCCCCCUUGUGUUUCGUUGCCUUUCACUCAAUCACAGUUGGCUGAACUUGAAUCCAAUAUGAACCCAUACCAUUCAAUUUUCCAUGACUCUGGCUUUCAACAACAGUCUCAGAUAAGUGAUUGGCAUUGCAAUGGAAUUGAUUUAAGUAGUGUGACAAAGACAGAGAGUUAUGUUCCUCAAUUACCAAGCUACAAUUACCCCGCCUCUGAUUAUAAUGCAAAUCUUAUGGACCCUCCAAUGUCAUUCCCUUCGGUUCUCUCAACGCCUUCGUCGAGUCCCACACCGUUGAACUCGAACUCGACUUAUGCGAAUGGGUGCAGUGGCACUGAGGACGAGACAGAAAGCUAUGUCAGCAGCAAUUUGUUGAGAUUUGAAAUCCCAGAUAUGUUAGGUGUGAAUGAGUUCAUAUAAUUAUUAAUUAAUGUAUUCACAUCAUCAAACAAUCGUAUUGAACAAAAUUGGAUCAACCAAAUGCAUCGACUGUGUUGAUACUUGUAACAUUUUCUAAAUUUUUAUUAGUAUUGGUAGUUGACUUUCUUCAUCGAGGCUUUCCAUGUGUUAGGAAGCAAGUAAAAAGGGCUUAUCCCUUUUGUAAUUAUUUAUUGUUUAAAGUUUCUAUUAUUGCUAU
Molecule: messenger RNA, 1380 nt
Organism: Cajanus cajan (pigeon pea)
Lineage: Eukaryota; Viridiplantae; Streptophyta; Magnoliopsida; Fabales; Fabaceae
Product: transcription factor MYB102
Source: RefSeq, a predicted model, not a curated record